GUUUCAACAAAAGCUUAAGCAUCAAGCCAACAAUUUAUGAAACAGAAUGUGUACCGAACGAACGGUAAAAGUUGUGACUAGUAAACCUCAGAAAAUUCGCAAAGAACAAGAAAAGGGGCAUAUGAGAAAGAGUAGAUUUGAUGCAAUCAUAAAGAAAAUAUAAUAACACCGAGAGCACUUUCCUAAAUACUUUCAUUCAACUUCAAACAAUUCUCUUCCAUGCAUAAAUACAAUGCAUAAGCAUGGGAAUGUAUAUGCGUAUGAACUGAAGUUUGUUUGAUUUCAUUUAUCAAUGGCUAAAGCCAGAAAGCCAAGUAGUUUAUUUCUCGUUCUUGGUCUAGUGGUGGCUUUUAUUUGGAAGGAAAGGUAUGCAUGUGCUGAAAAUGAUGGGUAUUUAUCAGCAGUUGGGGAUCCAGGAAUGAGCAGAGAUGGCUUGAGGUUGGCAAUAGAGGCGUGGAACCAGUGCAAUGAGGUUGGAGAAGAGGUUCCACACAGGGGCAGCCCCAGAGCAGCAGAUUGCUUUGACAUAUAUAAGGCUUCUCAAUCCGAAGAAGGCAAGCUAUUUUAUCCUUCCAAUUUAGCCAUUCAAGUCACAGAGGAUGAUAACAAACUAAGAGUUGGAGACCCUUUUCUUGGAGUGCAACCAAAUGCCCUUGUUGAUGUAAACCUGUAUGCUGCAAACAAGGAAAUAUACCUAGGCUAUAAAUGCCAAGUUCAAGACACCCCAAAUCCAUGGCAUUUUUGGAUGAUCAUGCUUAAGAGUGGCAACAUGGAUACUUUUGCUGCCAAGUGCCCCAAAAAUGGCCAUAAAACAGGAGCAUUUGGUCCUGAUAGUGGGUUCCCAUGCUUUGGAGAAGGAUGCAUGAAUCAACCAUUGAUUUAUCAUGACUACACGACGCUGGGAGGGCCUAAUUGGACUACUCUAAGAGGAAAAUUUUAUGGAUCAUGGGACUUGGAUGCUGAUUGGAGUAAAGGAUUAGGGAACGCAUCUUACUAUUCCGUAACUUGGGAGAAGGAAAUUGGUAUGGGAAGCUGGAUCUUUCAUCAUGUCUUGAAGACUUCAAUAAAGUAUCCUUGGUUGAUGCUUUACUUGAGAUCUGAUGCCACAUAUGGAUUAUCUGGUGGAUACCAUUAUCCAACUAGAGGGAUGUCCAAAAUUAUUCCAGAGUCACCAAAUUUUAAAGUAAGGUUCACCUUAAAUGUAAUCAAAGGUGGGGGUCCCAGCAGCCAGUUCUACCUAAUAGACAUAGGGAGCUGCUGGAAGAACAAUGGCCAGCAAUGUGAUGGCGAUACAACUUCAGAUGUCACCCGGUACUGUGAAAUGAUCAUAAAUCCGAACAUAAGUGCAUGGUGCAAUGCAAACAGCCUCAAUAUGUGCCCGCCUUACCACACCUUCCCCAAUGGCACACGUGUGCAUCGCAGUGAAACAACCAAUUUUCCUUAUGCAGCCUAUCACUUGUAUUGUGCUCCAGGGAAUGCACAGCAGCUAGAGGUUCCUUAUAGUUUGUGUGAUCCAUACAGCAAUCCUCAACCUCAGGAAAUAUUACAGAUUUUGCCUCACCCCGUUUGGGGUGAAUAUGGAUACCCUACUAAGCAAGGGGAAGGUUGGAUUGGCGAUCCAAGAACAUGGGUACUUGAUGUUGGGAGGCUGUCUCAGUCGCUAUAUUUUUACCAGGAUCCGGGUACUCCACCAGCUAGAAGGAAAUGGAUGUCCGUUGAUUUGGGAACUGAAAUAUUUAAAGACCCUGAUCAAAUAGCUGAAUGGACCGUUACUGAUUUUGACAUCCUUGUACCUAAGCAAUGAUGGUGGUGCAAUGAGAAGAGACUAGCUUCAAGCACAAACAAUGAAGUUUGAAGCCUUCAACUCAAAGGGAUUCUUUUUCUCUGUAAUGUGUAUUUACAAUGAUUUUGUUGUCGAAAAAUGUAGAAAGAUUACGUGGGAAUUUUUUGUUUCUUUUUUUCCCCCUUUCGGCCAACCGGAGAAACUAGAAUGUCUACUUUUUUUUCUUGCCAUUGUUGUUGGACUUAAACUCCGUCUCUCUUCUCAUUGUUGCCAUUGUUUUUGUAUUCCUGGGGCUAUAAUCUAACCAAGCAGGAACAUUCAACGCUCCUUUCAAGACUGUUAUCACCAUUGACGUUGUGAAACCACAUUGGAAACACCAAUUGGGAACCCUUAACAUCUUCACUGCUUCCGACCUGAGUAGUUUCACAUGCAUGCACCCUCCUCAUAAUACAACUUUUCAAACAUCACAUCAAUGAGCUGAUCCUCCUUUGCUUAUU
Messenger RNA from Durio zibethinus, 2280 nucleotides. Lineage: Eukaryota; Viridiplantae; Streptophyta; Magnoliopsida; Malvales; Malvaceae. The record is from RefSeq and is a predicted model, not a curated record.